AUGGACUCCGUCUUCGCGCUCGCGGCCGUGCCCCGGGCGCUCGUCCUGGAGCGCGCGGCGGCGCGCGUCCCCGGCUGCCUCUACCUCUGCCUCUGGGCGCCGGUGACCGCCCAGCUCCCGUCCAGCCAUUUGUUCUGCUUGGACGCGUGGAUCGGCGGCGGCGGUGCUCGCGCACGGGCGAGCUUCGAGGCGUACCGGGGAGCGCUCUGCGCCGUCGUAAGCGGGUGCGUGCCGGGGUGGGCGUACAGGGAGGGCCGCGCGUACGUGGAGCUGCCGGAGCCGGACCUGACGGCGUCGGCGUCGCUGCAGGUGCAGCAGCAGUUCUACCAUGAAGCCGGCACGAAGAUGGCGGUGUUCAUGGGCUGCGAGAGCGGCGAGAUCGAGAUCGGGCUGUCGACUACAUCGGUGGCAGCGGCGGCGGUGGCGGACCACGUGCACCAGUCCUUCCUGGAGGACCUCCUCCAGCUGCCGCCGACAGGGCUGUCGUCCUCGUCCUCCCCCGUGCCGUCACUCUCCAUCGGGAGCCCGGAGUACUCCUCUCUCAUUCGCGCAAUGGCGACGCCGGUAGCAGCGGCGGGCGAGCCAUCCACGCGGCCACCGAUGAUGCAGGCGUCGCCGCUGGCCGGCUUGCUCGCGCCGAUGGCCGAAGCCGACGAUUAUGCCUUAAUGGCGCAGGCAAUGCUCGCGGUCACCCCCUCCUCCGGUCCGCCGAGCACCUCCACGCUGCCGCCUCCGCCGUGUCCGCCCUGGCUGGCCAGCCACCGCUCGUCGCCGCGGCGGACGACGGCGUUCAAGCCGUAUCGCGCGGCGCUCUCGCCAAGGGCGCGGCCGCGGCCAGGCGCGCCGGGGCAGAGGAUGAUGAAGGCGUGCAUCUCCCUCCUGGCGAGCGUGCACACGGCAACGCGCAACCGGACGGAGCUCGCCACGGCGCGCCACGAGGGCAGCAGCGCGCCGUCCACCACCAGCCAGCUGCACCACGUGAUCUCGGAGCGGCGCCGGCGCGAGCGGCUCAACGACAGCUUCCAGACACUCAGAGCUCUGCUCCCUCCCGGUUCCAAGAAAGACAAGGCCAACGUCCUCGCGAGCACGACGGAGUACAUGGCGAGGCUGGUAUCCCAGGUGUCCCAGCUCAGAGAGAAGAACCUGCAGCUCGAAGCGCGGCUCGGCCUGAACCAGAGCCCAGGCUUUGACCCCUCGGGGAAAACGGUGGAGGUGGAGGUGACCACCGGGGCGUCGACGUCGACGUCGGCGACGCCAGGUCAGCAGUCGCGGGAGGUGAGCGUGCGGGUGACGGUGCGGGCGGAGUGCGACAUGUCGGACUUGCUGACCCCGCUGCUCGCGCGGCUCAAGGACGCCGGGGGUUUCGCCGUGCUGUCCGUGGAGGCGAGACAACAGAGCAGCGCGCUUGCACGGGCCAGCCUCACAUUGCGGAUCGCGGAGGCUGGCGACGACGCCGUCGACGCGACACGGCUCGAGGAAGCUCUGGCGAAGGUCGUCGAGGACGCGGUGACGAAGACGCCGCCGCCGGUGCCACCCCCAAGGUCGCCGUAGGCAGGAUGUUGGUAUUGAGUAUUGACCGUGUCAGGGAGCCCGAGAAGGAGGCAGGAAAAUGACUGUGCUUGGUCGCAAUGGCGGCCUCUCUUUUUUUUUCUUUCUCUCGUCUUUUACCCAUGUAGCAUUGUUGUUGAGUUUUGGUAGUGUCGGGUCAAGAUUGAAGGCCUCCUAUUUUAGUGUAACGUAGUC
Molecule: messenger RNA, 1743 nt
Organism: Triticum dicoccoides
Lineage: Eukaryota; Viridiplantae; Streptophyta; Magnoliopsida; Poales; Poaceae
Product: putative transcription factor bHLH041
Exons: 7
Coding region: 1-1551 (516 amino acids)
Molecular function (GO): protein dimerization activity
Source: RefSeq, a predicted model, not a curated record